Molecule: messenger RNA, 1612 nt
Organism: Mya arenaria
Lineage: Eukaryota; Metazoa; Mollusca; Bivalvia; Myida; Myidae
Exons: 4
Coding region: 1-1401 (466 amino acids)
Biological process (GO): carbohydrate catabolic process
Molecular function (GO): carbohydrate binding; hydrolase activity, hydrolyzing O-glycosyl compounds
Source: RefSeq, a predicted model, not a curated record
AUGUCGCUAUCAACGUCAGCUGGCGCGAAGACUGUCCGAGAAGAGGUCCUGUCGAUGGAACAUCACUUCAGGUCCGAGGCAGGAAAGUGUUUCCGUCUUGUAUGGUCCGAGGUAGUGAAGAGGUUUCCGUCUUGUAUGGUCCGAGGCAGGAAGGUGUUUCCGUCGUGUAUGGUCCGAGGCAGGAAGGUGUUCCGUCUUGUAUGGUCCGAGGCAGGAAGGUGUGUCCGUCUUGUAAAGUCCGAGCCUGGAAGCUGUUUCCGUCUUCUGUCUGAUUCCAAAGUUAAUCGUUAUUAUGGAUCUUUUCUCGACCGUCAUCGACAAAAACUUUCAUGUGCAGAGGACAGAAAACAUUGCGAGACUUUCUAUCUUCCAAAGAACUACAAUGCCUACCAUUUGAACGGAAAGACCAUUACAAUUGACGGGAGACUGAACGAUGAUGCGUGGAAGGAGGUAUCUUGGAGUUCAGAUUUCGUGGAUAUGAGAAGCGAACGUUUUCCAACCCCGUUCUUCACAACUAAAUUCAAGCUAAGAUGGGAUGACGCAAACCUUUAUGUCGGAGCGUAUGUUCAAGAGAAAGAUGUUUAUGCGACCAAGACACAACACGAUGACCAACUUUGGAAAGAAAAUGGAUUUGAGAUGCUAAUGGCUAUCGAUGGGACUUUGUUCAAUUACAAGCAAGUACAAGUCAACGCCCUUGGUACAACAAUGUACCAGUUGUUGUUUAAAUCUCCAUACGAAGCUGCUGGAAAGCCAGCAUGGGAGAAUCCAGAUUACAACACACGAGCAUGGGAGGCGAACCUCACAUCACAAGUAAACGUCGACGGAACCAUCAAUCAGCCUGGAGACGAAGAUAAGUUUUGGACCGUCGAAAUUUCUAUCCCGUUUAGAAACCUUGCCUUAAACUCAAACAGAAGUCAAAUUGAUCCCAAGCCAUAUAGCAAUGAAGUUUGGUUUAUGCAGUUUGGUCGUUCCGAGCAAAAUUUGACUGUUGCAAACGGAAGUUAUGUUCCUCAGGUUCUUUCUGAACAGAAUUGGUGGUCAUGGCAACCAUGCGGUACAAUCAAUCUACAUCUGCAGGACCGAUGGGGUCUCGUACAAUUCAAGAGAAACAGGAACGAUAAGAAGUUCCGAUAUAAAAAGUGGCAUGUCUAUCGCACCCUGUUCGAUGUGAUGAAUGCUAUGGAUGUAUACAAAGCACUAAAUGGGAAGUUCACCGACAACAUAGCAGAGCUGGACAUUCCUCCGUAUUUGAUGACAGCUACAUGUGUAAAGAUGCCGGAAAUUAAGCUUUUGAGUAGGGAAAACGGAACUAAAGGUUUCGAAAUCGGAGUGAAGUCACUCGUGAUAACUCAGUUACCGAUGGGUCAUAUCCGAGAGGACAGAUAUGUUUGGUUUCGCUAGUGCACAAUAUUCUCCUUUUAAACCGUUUUCAAAUAUGUGUUACUCCUUUUUGGUAUGCUGAAACUUGUUGUGUUUAUUGUUGCAAUUAUCCCAAAAAGGUUGCUUUUUACAUUCAUUUAUAUUCAUAAUGAAUCGAUACCCAAACUCUACGUUAUGUUCCGCAGGCUCUUCAUUGUCUUGUAGAGAUCAGAACAAAAGAACAUCAGCAUUA